Molecule: messenger RNA, 444 nt
Organism: Didymodactylos carnosus
Lineage: Eukaryota; Metazoa; Rotifera; Eurotatoria; Philodinida; Philodinidae
Source: the annotation of a GenBank genome assembly
AUGCUGAUUCCAAAUAUGUCACCACCGUAUGCUUUACAUACAUCUAAUCCAGUCCUACUUCCAGUUAAGCCGCCAUUUCUCGUCCUAUCUUUUCCUACGAUUGCCGCUACACCAUUCACAUCUCUUCCAUCUGACAUUUUGAAACGAUUACCAACACAAUUACGCGAUGGUAACUCAUUAAUGGCUCUCUUCACAUCAUUCGUUACCAAUUUAGCUAAUAAUUCUACUUCGUUACCCGUCACAACAGCACAAGUAAUCAAUAAUUUGGUGCCAUCGUCAUCAACCACUCAAGCAUCAAAAGUUUUAUCAUCUUCUGCGUCUGAUCAUCGCACGUCAGAAGGUUCGUCAUUUGAUCUUGGAACGAAAGUUCAACAAAUUCGCGAAUUAGUUUCGGUCCAGCUCAAAGUCAAGAUAACGACGAUGAUGCUGAUAUUAUUGUUUUAG